This is a messenger RNA of Fraxinus pennsylvanica, 1374 nucleotides long. The record is from the annotation of a GenBank genome assembly. NCBI's taxonomy places the organism in Eukaryota, Viridiplantae, Streptophyta, Magnoliopsida, Lamiales, Oleaceae.
AUGAGAGGCAUGCAAUUGUCAUUGAACAAAACCCUGAAGCUGAGACUAGAGAAAGCAUUAGAGCAGUUGGAAUCUCUUUCAUCAAAAUCCAACUCUGAUGCAUCCGUCACCAUCGCUGACAACAUUUCCGUUGACUGUGAAGACGCCAUUCUCAAGGGACAUGGGACAGCAGAGUUGGACGGGCGUGUGGUGGCAACAUUGUGUGGAGUUGUGGAGCGGGUCAAUAAGCUCGUCUAUGUACGGGCUUUGAGGGCCAGGUACAAGCCUGAGAUUGGUGAUAUCAUAGUGGGCCGAGUUAUUGAGGUUGCCCCAAAGCGCUGGAGAUUGGAGAUCAACUUUAGCCAGGAUGCAGUUUUGAUGCUUUCUUCCAUGAAUUUACCGGAUGGUAUCCAGAGGCGACGAACUGCAAUUGAUGAGCUUAAUAUGCGCAGUAUAUUUGAAGAAAAUGACGUCGUCUGUGCUGAAGUACGUGGAUUCCAGCAUGAUGGCUGUUUACACCUGCAAGCGAGAAGCCAGAAGUAUGGAAAGCUUGAAAGAGGUCAAUUACUUACAAUUCCCCCCUAUCUGGUGAAGAAGCGCAAGCAGCAUUUCCACCAUUUGGAGCAAUAUGGAAUUGACUUGAUUCUUGGUUGUAAUGGUUACAUUUGGGUUGGUGAACACGUUGAAGUGAAAGAUCCCAUGUUAGUAGAGGAUCUAUCAAACAAAUCUGAGCAACAAAAUGCUGAUUCAGAAAAUCCAACGAGCACUGAUGAAGCUGAGACAUGUACUCCACUUGAAACUAGGCAAAACAUAUGCAGGACUGCAAAUGCCAUCCGAGUGCUCUCUACUUUAGGCUUCAUGAUUACUGCGGAAUUGCUGAGAAAGAAGUUGAACGUCGAAGCUCAUUGGGAAAAAAGAGAUGAUCAUGCAGUGAUUUUAUUUACUUUACAAGAUGAUUUCUGCGAAAUUGAGAUAUCAUUCCAUUCGGCCUGUGAUUGGGCGUUGGUGGAGCCAAAAGCUUCCAACAUUAUGUAUUGGCCCGCCUUCAGACGCUCAUUCAAUCCCUGCAUCUCUUGCUCAGGCGUUUUAAUUUGCAAAGCUACUGGUAUAGCUAGAAUUCAUAAGCCAGAAAAUAGUCACAGAAGAAAAAUUUAUGCUGCAAGAUUGGUGGUAUUGAAGCUCUGGCAAAGUGAGAGAUUGGGAGUCGGGAGGAGGUCCUUUGUUUCCCAAAAUCCCAAUACAUAUGAUUUCUUUAUCUAUGAUUUCUUGCGAAGAAUGGGCGUAAAUUCCACCAAAGGGUAUGAUUUUUCUGGCUCUUUUUGUUCAUGGAAAGGGCUGUUUUGUGAAGCCAAAGGAGAAAAUGUGGUUAGAUUGGAAACUUCUGGUUUAGAUUGA